CAGGCGCUGAAGUGGCACUUUAUCAGUAGUGUCAGUGCGGGCAGCAUCUCUCCUCAACCCGGCUACAGUAACCGCAGCACACAGCAGAUCCCCCGGAUCGGGACGGGAGGUUGAGUUUUGCUCCAUCCUGCGGAGUCCAUCCAUGCGAUCCGAGCCCGCGUGAAAGCCCACGAUCCACCUGGAUACGCCAGCAUCAGCACCACUGUUAGGAGAACGCGGACGCGAGAAUAUGAUGCUCCAGCAGCGCUUGCUUUUCAUUCUCUGCAGCUUCUGUGGGAUUGUCAUUAAAGAGGCCGCAACGAAAAACAAAGUGAAAGGCAGCCAAGCUCAGUUUCCCAUAACCCAGAAUGUCACGGUGGUGGAGGGCAGCACGGCCAACAUGACCUGCCGAGUGGAUUAUAAUGAUAACACCUCCCUCCAGUGGUCAAACCCAGCACAACAGACCCUCUUCUUCGGGAACAAGAAAGCAUUAAGGGACAACCGGAUUGAACUGGUUCAAGCCUCUUGGAAGGAGCUGACCAUCAGUAUCAACGACGUCACGCUAUCAGAUGAAGGUCAAUACACAUGCUCGCUCUUCACCAUGCCUGUCAAAACUUCCAAGGCCUACCUCACAGUGCUAGGUGUCCCAGCAAAACCAGAAAUCACAGGCCUAUCGAGACCAGCAGCUGAGGGAGAGGACGUCACACUGACAUGCACCACAUCUGGCAGCAAGCCUGCAGCUGACAUCCGAUGGUUCAGGAACGACAGGGAGGUGCAAGGUCAGAAGGAAGUCAACGCAACUGGCAGGUCAUUCACGGUCAGAAGUUCUGUACAUCUCAAGGUGGACAGGAAAGAUGAUGGAGCCGCCUACACCUGCGUGGUGGACCACAUAGCUCUGGGCUCCAUGCCUUACCAGGUCACAGAGGUGCUGGAGGUUCACUAUGCUCCUCAAGUAGAAAUUGUGCACUCAGUAAUAGUACCACAGGAAGGACAGUACUUCAAACUGGAGUGUGUGUCCAAGGGCAACCCACUGCCAGAGCCGGUGUUUUGGACAAAAGAUGGCGGAGAGCUUCCUGAUGUUGAACGAAUGAUCGUGGAGGGCAGAGAUCUCAUCAUCACAACGUUAAACAAAACAGACAACGGCACGUAUCGCUGUGAGGCCACUAACCACCUCGGGACUAACAGCGAUGAAUUUAUCCUGUAUGUGUACGAUCCCAACGCCCUGGCCCAGCACGGCCCCGACCACGCGCUGAUCGGCGGAGUGGUUGCCGUCGUGGUCUUCAUCACCCUGUGCUUCAUCAUCGUCCUGGGCCGCUAUCUGGCCAGGCACAAAGGGACAUACUUAACCAAUGAGGCCAAAGGAGCAGAGGACGCCCCUGACGCAGACACGGCCAUCAUCAAUGCGGAGGGGAACCACGCACAUGCAGAGGAAAAGAAAGAGUACUUUAUUUAGCACCUCUGUCUUUAUCUGUUUAAUAUUGUCACGACAACGACGCCAGCCGGCCAGCAGAGAAGGCGUUAGAGCAUCAGUCUGGUCUGGCUUUCUGUCUCCAUGACUCGUAUAGGGGGUGUUUUGAAACCUCUUUAAGGCCCAAUUCGACAUGGCACGUGCUGCGAAGGAUCUUUUGCAUUUUUUUUAAAUAAAAACAAGCAAAUAAAAAAGCUGUUGAGUUUGUAACUGUAACACCAGGUCCAUUUAGGCCAAAAAAAAAUAAAUAAUAAAAAAUAAAUACCAAUCCCAAUUAUUCCAAAAUCCCCCUUUAUAAUUUGCCAAGUGCCAAAAUAUACAGACAUCUGUUUGUCGUGUUUGUUGCUGUGUUUAUUCAACUUUAUUUCCCAGUGAAUAUAUGAUUUCUCUACCACCCUCACUGUGCCUGUUAUAUACCUUUUUACAGAUAUUACCAGGGAGCGGCAAGAAAUGUGGUUCAUCUCAAGUCGGAAAACCUUGGCUUUGCCAAUAAUUACGCUUUAAGACAAGAAUACGUGAGAUGUAUAAUGUAAAUAUCCUGUUUUGUCUAUUCUUUGUGUGUGUGUGUGUGUCGUUUUUCAUUGUAAAAAUGGGUGGUUUUUUGAAGUACGCCCUGUAAUGAAAAAUGUGUCGAAAUGCAAACAGAUACAAGCAAUUAUGUAAUAUAUGGACACCAUAAACAAACCGGUGGAUGAAAAGUAAUGAAGCACAAUUUGGUGCGUUGCCAUUAGAAACAAGAUUAUUUUCUAUUUCCAUCAUUACCCGUCUGUAUAUUCUUGCACUGUUGAUAUUUGCCCCCGAGGUUUUAUUUCAAAUGUAUCAAACAUAAGCACAAAGUCAUUGUAAGACGUCACUGGUUUAGGCCGUCUCAGGAUGAAAAGAGGAGCAUAAUUAAAUUAGUCAUUUAUUGAAUGGAUUCUUUGUGAACAUUUCGAUCCGAACAGUCAUUUGUUGGACGUUUGAAUGGAACAUAAGCGUCGUUUCAAUUAGAGAAAAGAAACUUUUGCUAUUUAUUUCACUGACGAUCCUUGUUAAUACUGCUGUAUAUUAAUUUGCUAAAGUGAUUAUUGGUGGAAUAUUGCUAAACUAUAGGAUCCCUAUAUAUAUAUAUAUAUA
Misgurnus anguillicaudatus (oriental weatherfish) is the source of this 2563-nucleotide messenger RNA. NCBI's taxonomy places the organism in Eukaryota, Metazoa, Chordata, Actinopteri, Cypriniformes, Cobitidae. The record is from RefSeq and is a predicted model, not a curated record.